GCAAAACGAAUGAGAAAAAAAAUCUAAAGUAUAAUAACAACAAACUUGAAAAUGUGGUACCUAAGAUGCACAUUGACAAACUAAAGCAACAAAAUGAAUCAAGGGACAACUAAGUAGCCCGUAAACAUACUACAAGUAAUAAAAAUGAGUUUGGUAUGGGUCGUCAAAUAGUGAGGGAAUGAUAUAUCAUAAUGUAUAAUUAACUGACCAUCUUGGUGGUUGAUGAUAUUUUAGUAGUGAGUUAUGGGUCGUCAAAUAUUGAGUGGGAGGGAUAAAAUACCCAUGAACUUAUAUUUCAAUAUUGAUCGGUAUUUCAGUAUAAUACCAAUCGCAAUCUCGUAAUAGUUAAUACCAAAUAGCACCUUGAAAUUCUAUUUCAAUCUCAUGAAAUAAUACUUGUAUUCAGUUAUAUGAAAUAUCAAGAAAUUCGAUAUUGAAUUCAGUAUAUCCCAAAUAUCGGUAUCAAACUUCCAUCAUGUUCAUACUCCAUUUUUUUACACUUAAGCAUUUUUCAAUGCAGAUUGGAAGAGGUUUUGUGCUACCUUUUGACUUUCUAACUCCUUAUUGGAGAUGGCCUAAGUAGCAAAAUGGUAAAGUUCCAGAAAUGGAUGGACAUGGCUUAACUAUCCUUGUGGGUGUGCGAGGAGGCACUCACGCACAUGGCCUCCAUAACCUUCAUUAUGUAUAAUGCUAAUUACUUUUAUGGAGUAUCAAUUUUUAAUUAUACAUUCAUAAAAAGUUAAUGUAUUCAAUUUUGAUUAUGUGUCUUAUACAAUAAAAAAUAAUCUCAAAGUCUAAAAUAACGAAUGACACAUGAAAGAAAAAACUUGCUUUCGUAUUAUACUAUUUUUUCAAACCAUAUAAGCGAACACAUUCUUUAUCCUUUUUUUAGAGAUAAUUAGAGAGAUGAGAUUGCCUAUGCCUAUUAUUAUUAACUCUUUUUUUUCAUAGGUAGAUCAUAAUAGAUAGGGUGUUACAAUGCGGUGAAAAUGAAAAAACGGUAGUCAACCAAAUGGGUUGCUACUGAUACAAGGGCCGUUUGUGCCACGCAAUGGGCAUCCCUGUUAGUAUGCCAAGAAACAUAAAAAAUGAAUAAAUGCAAAAGAAAACUUCUUUCGGCAAACUUCUUGAAGAACCUUCUAUAAGCCGAUUUAUGCCGAAUACAAAACCUGCAAUGCAACACCCAGCAAAAAUACCAAAUACAAGUGUAUAAUUAAAUAUAUUAGUGAGUAAGAAAUAAAAGUCUUAAACUUGUAACUAUCUGAAGCGAUCUGCAUCUAGGAUUGAAGCGAUCUCCAAAUUUGUAACUACCACAGGAAUUUGGAUGCGAGAAUUGGAAUCACGAAGAGGGAACGGAAUCGCCAUUGCUAUACAUUGGUCCGCCAAAUUGCCAGCCCUUGUGUCGAGUCAAUCGGAGAUCAAUUGGCGAUUCGGGAGAAGAAACUCGGGCAUGACCUGAAGAAGAAUGGAUUUCUACCAUAUUUAUGGACAAAGAAUCAUGCAAGCUUGUCCUGGAAAGAAAGAGGACAAGACUACGAGCAUCUAGGAUCAAACGACAAUUGAUUCGGAGUCCGGACGAGGGAGAAACGAAGCAUUGAAUAUAGGGGAACAGGUUCGGCGGAAGAAACACGGGCUGACUACCCUAAAAACACAACCGUGUUUCAUCUGGCACCUGCCAGUUUUUUUUAUGCCGAGCCUCUCUUGUGAAGACUGCUGAAGGGAUUCAAAACAUGGGCGGGACAAAACACGGGCAUGACUAAACACGGGCGUGUUCCCGAUCGUGGUUUUGCCCCCUGCCCGGGUAUAAGUCUAUUUUCUGCAAUUUUUGAGAGGGGAGAGCUGGGUUUUGGAUCCCAAAACACCCAAGGGAGGAACCAAAGAGAGAGAGGGAGAUUUGAGGGCACUCUUGGAGUGGAAUUGGAGGAUUUCUUUGCCUUGGGAAGCUCGAGGAACAAGCCUGAACUUGAAGACUGAUCAUCUGAAGAUUCUUACUGCAGUCUCUCUCUUCUCUAUGGAGUAACUUCCCUUCACUUAGGUUUUGAGGAACCCUAGCUAUGUUUGUUUGAUUGGAUGAUUGUAUGGGUGCUCUUACUUGAUAAUCAUGAGUUCAUAUUAUCUAUGCAUGUUUUCCUGAUUCAAUUCUGCUUUAGUCGAGAUUAUUGAUUUUGCUUUGAUCCUAUGAGAGCGAAUACCUGAUUAGGUCAAUAGAGCACCAUAGAUUGGUAGUAUUGGAUCGAUUGCUUUAGUUGAGGGUCGAUUCACUGCUUUGUAUCAAUUGAUAACCUCAUUCGGUAGAGGGAAUCUAGUUCAGAACGCCUUGAUCGGUUGUUCUAGAGAAGGAUACGUCCCUCUAGGCAAUUGACUCAAGAGGGCCUUGUUCCUUUAGUCGAGACUCAAGGUCUAGUUAAGGAUUCUUCGCAUUGUGAAAUGAAAGUGAAACAUGUUAGAGAUCAUCAAUCAUUAAUCUGGCUAGUGGCUAGGGGGAAUCAUACCUAAGUGAGUUUCCAACCUGUAAUUAGAUUAACUUAAACUAUAGUUUGCUAGAGUAGUUUUAGUUGUUCUAUCUUAAUCUGGUUUGCUAGAUAAUGAAAUGAAGCUGAGUAAUAGUAACUCUAGAGACAUGUGGAUUCGAUAUUUAUUACUUGAGCCACUAUACUGUAGUCCCUUUUAUUGGUUACACUUGGCCUUUGUUAGAAGUUGUGUCAUAGCGAGUCACCCGCAACCGUCACGCCUCCUGCCGCUAAUGAGCCAUAGUGCGAGAGCGCAUUUGCCGUUGAAGUCAAUCCCGCCCGCCGUCUUUUCUGUCUUCUGAAUCUUGCCUCCAUCGGCGACUGUUGGCGUGGUGGAACACUCCAAUCGCUCCUUAGGGCAUCUGAACUACUGUUUGUCUCAUGCGGGCUUGUUCUCUCUGGCUUGUAGACGCAAUCGAAGGCUCCCUAACCGAUCUCAUUCGACUUGGAGAAGAAAUUGGUGGUCGCUUGAAGCGUGGGGGGGGGGGGAUGGAGAGGUUUGGAGUUUCCCUAUUAUUACUAACGUUAACUACAAUAAAACACAAGCGAGCAACAAUAAAAAAGAAGUAAAUUAAUUAUAAAUAGUUCGUAACAUACCUAAUUUUAUACUAACAAUGUAUCACUUUCUUUCUAUCUUCUAUUGUUUUUUCUAUUAUUUGUUUCUACUUUUCGAUUCUUUUAUAUUCUACUCUCAGACUCAAUUAAGUUUUCAUCAUCUAUUCAGGAGAUUUGUGUUAAUUGAUUAUUUAUUAAUUUAAUUACUAUUAUAAUUUUUUUAAAUAAUGUUUUAAUUAUUGAUUAGUAAUUUAUUUACAUUUUAAUAAAUUUUUAUAAAAAUAAUUUUGCUCACAUUCCAUUAUUGAACAUGAACUCCAAUUCCAGGGGUCAUUUGCUUUGUGGAUUUGAAUAAUGAAGGUUUUUGUAUAAUUUGGAUUUUGAAAAAUCAUGGAUAUACGAGGGUUUUGGGCUCAUUAUGGAUUUGAAAAAUACCAUUGUUUGUUUCAUGAAUUUUAUGAUGGAUUUUGUUAAUUAAAUAUGUUUGCAUAAAGUGAAAUUUACUUUUGCUGCCCUCAAUGAUAUAAGAAGAAAAAGAAAAUAUGAGAGGUAGGUUGGUAAAAAAUGAUGGACUUCAAAAUCCAUCAUCAAUUUCCACCUAAAAAGUAAGAUUUUCAAGUUUGUGCGAUCCACGAAUUUGGACUCUCAAAGUCGAUAGGUUCCAUGAUCCAAAUCGUUCACCAAACCAUGCCGCAAAGGACUUCAUUUUGUAAUGAAAUAACUACUAAAAU
This is a messenger RNA of Linum trigynum, 3796 nucleotides long. The record is from the annotation of a GenBank genome assembly. NCBI's taxonomy places the organism in Eukaryota, Viridiplantae, Streptophyta, Magnoliopsida, Malpighiales, Linaceae.